AACGCUGGCAUCGAUGCAUUAUAAGACUUGUGCCAAUAUUGGGAAGACGUCAUUAAUUUAAAAGUUUUAAGAAGAAGAAGUUUUAUUUCAAAUAAACAAUAACAAAUACUCGCAAGUAAAUUGUUGCAACUUUCGUUAAUAACAGGUAGUGUUUCGGUUAGGUUUUUUUGCGAUAUUAGAACGUUCGAUUGCUGACUGUCAAUAUGGAAGGGAUUCUUUGGAAAUGGACAAAUUAUUGGAAUGGUUGGCAAACACGAUGGUUUAUACUCGAAAAUGGAAUAUUGAGCUAUUACAAAUCCCAGGAUGAAGUGAAGCAAGGCUGCAAGGGAUCCAUAAAAGUGCAAGCAUGCGAAAUAAAUGUAAGUUCAAUAGAUCAUACGCGCAUGGAUCUGGUAAUACCAGGUGAGCAGCACAUGUAUUUAAGAGCAGCAACUUCUCAAGAAAGACAACAGUGGCUGGUAGCUCUUGGAACAGCCAAAGCGUGUGUCCAUAGUAGGCGAGGAAAGGAAAACACCAAAAGUCCUGAUUCAUUAAAAUCAAAGAAAUCCGAAUUAAAGCUCUACUGCGAUUUGUUGAUGCAACAGGUCCAUGUAAUUAAGAAUUCAGCCCAAGCUCCUGAUGGUCCACAAAUUGAGAAUAUGGAUGAAACUACACGGCUUUUAGGCGCAACUUGUGAUACAUUUAUCAAAACGCUGGAUGACUGUAUGAAAUUAGCAGCGAAUGGGAUAUACGAAAUGCCCAUAAACAAUGAAGUUAUUUUGCCUCCGAUUACAAUUAAAAAGGUUUUUAAGCGAUCAAAUUCCGGAAAAACGUGAGGCUAAUGUGGGUUGGAUAACACUUUAUAGAUGCUAUUGCGUCCAAGUUAAAUGUUUUUUUCCUUAAGUGACUGUUCCGAUUUAAUUUACAAGGGCAGUUUUCUUUGCGUAAUUCAGUUUCUACAAUCUGAAAUUAAAUUGAACGAUUAUUUAGUCUGUGAUUAGUGUAAUAUUGAUUUGGAACGUAUUGUAUAAGUACGAGCAAAUUAGUAUGUGAUGAAGGAACUUGCGUAAUCAAUAAUGCCAAAUGACUUAUUUAUUUUAUAUAUUUAUAAACGGUGUAAAUCUG
This is a messenger RNA of Dendroctonus ponderosae (mountain pine beetle), 1104 nucleotides long. Its product is annotated as pleckstrin homology domain-containing family A member 3. Gene Ontology annotation, biological process: endosome organization; retrograde transport, endosome to Golgi; receptor recycling. The record is from RefSeq and is a predicted model, not a curated record. Gene Ontology annotation, cellular component: early endosome; trans-Golgi network; recycling endosome. NCBI's taxonomy places the organism in Eukaryota, Metazoa, Arthropoda, Insecta, Coleoptera, Curculionidae. The coding region runs from base 204 to 815 and encodes 203 amino acids. The transcript is spliced from 6 exons.